This is a messenger RNA of Aplysia californica (California sea hare), 2596 nucleotides long. RefSeq lists its product as uncharacterized. The record is from RefSeq and is a predicted model, not a curated record. Lineage: Eukaryota; Metazoa; Mollusca; Gastropoda; Aplysiida; Aplysiidae.
CAGAAACGUGAGACGGACCUGUUUCUCGACACGCUGGGAGGACCUGGGGGUACGGUGGUCAGGGAAAAUGGCUCACCCUCCCUCACUGACCCCCGCUUCCAUCAGCAGCAACAACAGUUCCAGCAGUUCCAAAACCAGACACCGCGCAUGUCGCCCUAUGAGCUGCAGGAGUACAGCCAGAAACUAGUCUAAUCGUCAUCCUCGUCGCAGCCUUGACCUUGACACCAGCAAGGGCGGGGCCGGGGCUCCAGUCAAGGACGACAGAGGGAAGAACAUGACCCGUAGACCUAUCACGCUGAGUCGGGAUGAUUACGGAGAGUCCAAAAUCCGCGAGGAUAUCCCGGGCAAAGGGAACUUUGACAUCAGUUUCUCGGAUGAGGACGGUCGGCCGUACUACCCAUGGGGUGGCCAGGGGGGCGGGGCACCUAUACGAGAUAGACAGGGCAAUGUGGUCACUCAGAUCUAUGGCAAGCUGGAGGGACGAGACAGUGAGAGCGCAGAAAUUAGACGGGCACGACGUAGGCAGGAAGUCCUCUAUAACGAACUCAAGGAAGGUGAGAGACAGCACAAACAGAGCAAGGAUGAGUUCAACAGAUACCUGAAAGCUCCGAAAAUGAAUUACCAGGAAAAGCCAGUUUCCGAGAAACGUCAACUGCACGAGGACUUGGUCAGGGCGGCAGAUGAGAGGAAGCAGGCGAGGGAACUUGAGAAACUGAAGGAAAAACAAGAGUCAAACGCUCAUUUCAACAACAUGGACCGCCAGUGGGGAGCGUUUGGCGGAGGUGCGCCCAAACAUUCGCAAAUUCGCAAAAAGGCGAACCUGACGAACGCCCUGUUUUAUCCUGACGCCUCGCCUAUCACUGGCCCCAAACUCAUGAUGUUCAAUCCGCCCACUGGACUCGGCUCCUUUGAACAGUCCCCUAUCCCCAGCUACCAGAAGUUGUACGUGGACGGAGAUAGCCGGCAGUACCCACCAACAGACUCCACCCCCCGGUUCGUCAAAUCUACUCUCAACAGCUCCCACAAGAACAUGUUUGACGCGAACCCGGAGUCUAGGCUAGCUCGAGGGAACAGUGUGGAGCCCCCAUACGCCACGGGAGGCAUUUACUGAACCCAGACCCCAAUCUGGACACCCUGACAGUACAGUCCGAAAGUCGUUGCGACUUUUAUCAACAUGAAAGUCCAGAUUUGGCAUGAUUAUUAUUGAAUUUGUUUCCCCAUUUCUUCUUAUUGCUGUUAAAUUCGUUAUCUGUUGUGUCAGUUUGGUCAGGGAAUAUAUCUUUGAUAAAGUAAUACGCUUUUAUUAAAAGUGAAAUUACAAUAAUUUUUUUUUUUAUCUUAUGAUGUUUACUUUUUGUGAUUGUUGAUCCAGCUACACAAAAUCCGAAUAAACAAAAGAGAAUAUAAUUGUUAAUCUCGUGAAAAAGAACUCAGCAUAAUAUGUCAUGGUAGAGAAAAUAGGUUUUCUUAAAUUAUUAUUUUGAGGAUUAUAAGAAUAAUAAUUAUUAUAUAUUGUAGCUAGGGCUAUCUGUCUGUAGUAUGCAUGUUUCUCUUGAUUUUGUUUAUAAUAAGGGGAGGAGGGGGGGGACAAAAAUGUUUAGUCGUCAGAUUAAUAGAUUUUUUUGUUAUGGCAUUAACUUUGCUUUUUUCGAUCUUGGGUGUUUGCAUUUUUUUUUCUUCUAUUAUUUCAAAGUUAAGUACCGCAAAAUGAGUGUAUUGCUGUGUGUCUUGGCUAGGGAGACGCUUGCAAACUUCUAGAAUACUGUGCUAGUUUUGAAUAAUCGUUCUCUCUACGUAAAGCAGGCUCAAAACCGUACCACAGUAAACUGUGCUGAUUCGUAAAAUUCAACCACUCGUCUUUAAAAAUUGUAGAAUUUAUGAAUGUCCAUUCUUGUUCUAGCUUGUCUAUUCCGUCCAACGCCCUAAAACAAUAUUUACGUCAAUGUCUGUACGUUUUAUUUCAAAUCAUGCCGUCCAGAGCAUCUCUGUGAUUUCUGUAAUAGUAUUCAUCAGAGUUUUAUUAUUAUAAAUGUGUUGAAUGUGUCGAUUGUUGUUUCCUUGUCAACAUCGUCUCCUCGUCGUUUGUGUGCGUUCAAACCAAAACCAACAAAUCAAAACUUUCAGUGUGUUGACUUGUCAUAUUUGUGUCUUGUUGUCAAACUAUAAGUAAGCAACAGUUGUGUGUUGAGAGACGACUGAGAGGCAUUAAACAAUGUUUUUGUUGUUUGUUUGUUUUUUCUUUUAACCCAAAAUGGCCGUUCUUUUGUUAAGUACUCCGCACCAAGAAAGUUCAUACAUUUUUAUUUGGUUAUAUAAUUUAUUCGUUCGUUUUUUCUGCACUUUUGAAUAAGUUCAACUUCCAAUUGUUCACAAACCUGGAGCUGUAUCCAUUCCGUCCAACUGACAUGUUUACAAUCAACUCAAGAUCUACCAAUACAUCCAUCUUCACCGUUCCAAAACGUUGCCAUUAAUUUUGUUACUCUUGAUGUCAACACAUGAAUGCACUGAACUAUCCCAGCAGUAUUAACGUGACCGAAACAGUUUUCUUUGUGUUAUUUAUGAUGUGUUGUUUUGUUUGUGUGGGCUUUUUUUCAGU